Molecule: messenger RNA, 4514 nt
Organism: Sebastes umbrosus (honeycomb rockfish)
Lineage: Eukaryota; Metazoa; Chordata; Actinopteri; Perciformes; Sebastidae
Gene: ccnt1
Product: cyclin T1
Exons: 9
Coding region: 48-2117 (689 amino acids)
Biological process (GO): regulation of transcription by RNA polymerase II; positive regulation of DNA-templated transcription, elongation
Cellular component (GO): cyclin/CDK positive transcription elongation factor complex; nucleus
Molecular function (GO): cyclin-dependent protein serine/threonine kinase activator activity
Source: RefSeq, a predicted model, not a curated record
AUGUUCCUGUGACGCGCAGAGAUUUUAAACUAUCGUCCUUCUCAGUGAUGGCGGCUUCGCUUCGUUCUCCUCCUGCAAGCUGUAAUAACAAAUGGUACUACUCCCGGCAGCAGAUCGACAACAGCCCAUCACGUCGAGCUGGACUUGAUCCGGACAAGGAGCUGUCCUACAGACAACAGGCGGCCAACCUGCUGCAGGACAUGGGACAGCGGCUCAACGUGUCCCAACUUACUAUUAAUACAGCCAUUGUGUACAUGCAUCGAUUCUACAUGGUCCAGUCAUUCACCAGAUUUCACAGAAAUGUUAUUUCUCCUGCCGCACUCUUCCUUGCUGCAAAGGUCGAAGAGCAGCCCCGAAAGCUGGAGCACGUUAUCAAGGUGGCCCAUGCAUGCCUCAAUCCUCAGGAUCCUUCACCAGAUGUACGCAGUGAUGCCUACCUGCAACAAGCCCAAGACCUGGUCAUUCUUGAGAGCAUAAUACUCCAGACCUUGGCUUUUGAAAUCACCAUUGACCAUCCACAUACUCAUGUUGUCAAGUGCACUCAGCUUGUCAGAGUUGUUCCAGCGAGUAAGGAUCUGGCUCAAACGUCAUACUUCAUGGCCACUAACAGUCUGCACUUGACCACGUUCUGCCUGCAGUAUAGUCCGCCGGUUGUGGCCUGUGUGUGCAUCCAUCUCGCCUGCAAAUGGUCCAACUGGGAGAUCCCCGUGUCUACAGACGGCAAACACUGGUGGGAAUAUGUUGAUCCCACGGUUACCCUCGAGCUGCUGGAUGAGCUCACUCACGAGUUCCUGCAGAUUCUGGAGAAAACACCCAGCCGGUUGAAACGGAUUCGCAACUGGAAGGCUGGAGGUCAGACACCAAAAGCCAAGCCAAAAGUCCAGGAGGAGGGUGACCAGAGGGACACCAUGAUGAGCAUGAUCUCCAUGGCCUCAUCAGAGAGCACUGUGGCAGGCUUGAUGAGCCUCUCAGCUCCACCUUCCGCCUCCUCUUCCUCAUCCGUUGGUGACAAGGACAGGGGUGAAGCUGGAAGUGCUGCGACUUGGAGUGGAAAAAAUCAAGCUGGAUCUGAGCAGCAGCAGGCCAACAACGAGGUUCACGCCCCAGCUAAGGUGUCUUUGAGUGAGUACCGGGCCAAGAACGCCGACGUCCUGGCUGCCCAGAAGAGGAAGCUGGAGAACAUGGAGGCCAGCGUGAAGCGGGACUAUGCCAACGCUGCCCAGGCUCUCGGUCAGCAGCAGAGGAAGGAGAAGCAGCAGCAUCACCACCAGCAGUCCAGCUCCUCCUCCUCUGACAUGUCCAACCCGUCGCCCAUUAUUCUGAAAAUCCCCCUAGAGAAGGAGAGGCACGAGAGGACCUCCCUCAAAAUGCGCUUCCCCCUUGCUGGGGGAGGCACCGGGCAAAGCGGCAGCGCCCGAGGUCAGGAACAGGACAUCAAAGUCAGAAUACGAGUGCCUGAGAAGCAAAGGGGGAGUUCUGGAGAGGAGGGCAAGAGCAGGGACAAGCACAGGGAACGGUCUAACCAUCACCACCAUCAUCACCACCACCACCACUCCUCUACCGGUGCCUCACUCUCCUCUUCACACAAACAUUCAUCUAGUUCUAGCGGGGCUGUCGCAGGGAGCAAAAAAGUCCCCAGCGACUCCUCUAGAACGAGCUCUUCGUCCUCUUCCGCAUCACGUAAGAGGACGCACUCCCAAGAUCCCACAGCAGGUACUCACCCUUCCACUAAAGUCAGCAAGUCCUCUAGGAACCCAUACCAGCUACCGUCCCUGUCUUCCUCCUCUGGGCAAACUCUGGGCCACGGCCCUGACAUUCUCCCCGCGCUGGGCCACUCCCACCACCAAGGGAGCUAUCCACACUCCAAAGGCGAUAAGACAGACACUAAUGGGCACGGUGCAGCAGGCGGAGCGCAGUCGAACGAGUACCAGGACACUUUUGAAAUGCUAAACUCUCUUCUGAGCGCACAGGGGGUCCAGCCGUCCCAGCCGUCCAUGUUUGACUACAGAUCCCAGUAUGGGGAAUACCGGUACAGUGGUGGCUCCAGAGGGAGCAACCCCAGACCCCCACCCCUCCCUUCAGAACCACCUCCCCCACUGCCGCCGUUACCCAAAUGAGUUCCUGAUCAGGAGACGUAUUAUGUACAUUGUACUUGACAUCAAAAACAUCCAUCUUGUUACAUAAAGUAUUGUAUGUUUUUUUUUUUUUUUUUUUUUAACUCACCCAGCAUUUUUUAUAGGUUUCAGUGUGACAGCAGUGAAAUGUACUGGUGAGAUAAAUGAGUGUUUUUGUUUUUACACUUGUGGGGCAAUAAUGAGAGGCUUUAAAAGCUUAAAAAAUGUGAGAAAAAAAAUACAGAAAAGUGUAGAUAAUAUUUUUUGCUCUUCUGUUUAACUCAAAUGAAAUGUGAUGAUGGGACCUGGUAUUUUUAGCAUCACUGUUUUGGAGGAAGUCUUGAAAUCAUGAGGAAACUAAACGAUUUCCAUCACAUACCUGUUAGGUCUUCUUUCCGAUUGUCUUUUUAUAAUGUUUUUAUAGUAUGUUAUUUAUUAAUUGAAUGCUUUUAAAAAAAACAUAGCCCCCCUUUACUACCUUUUUUAAGGUUUCCCCUCUUUGUUCUUUUUUUAGGCAGGGGGAUAUUUCUUCAUCAAGACUGUACAGGCUAGUUUGAGAGUGCAUGUCUCCAAAGCCAUCUUUUCAAUAUAUUUGUCUUUUUUUUUUUUAACUUCCUCUUCUUCUUUCUUUUUUUCAAACAGCCAUAACCUUAAAAAAAGGUGAUUGCCCACCCCUGGUGUUUAUUUUAUUUCCUUCAUUAUUUGGAAAACCUGUACAAAGACUGUAAAAUGUUUAAAACAAACAUGAAAUAUUUUUUACAUUUUGUUAUGAAAAAUUGCAAAAAAAGAGAUGUAAAUUAAGGAAGCUUGUACUUUUUUGUUUUUAGAUUUUGAGUGUUGCAGUCAUUGUUUUAAAUGGUUGUAAAAUAUUCAUAUUCAGUUCUCUAAUGAUUACACUAAUGGACAGAGUUCAUACCAAGGAUAUGGUUUUAUCAAAGGGUUCAAAGAGUUCAAACAUAUCGACACGGUAUGGUCACAAUGAAGGAAUUCCCAACAAAAAAAUCCCUCUAGAGAAGAAAUGUGAGUUUUUAAUCCUGUCGUGUAAUUUGUCAAUUGUUCAUCAGUUUCCUCUGGAGGGCAAGUCUUUUUAUGGUGAUAAUAACAGCUAAAUGUAAAGACAGAAAUAAGCAGAAUAUAUGGAUAUACAACAUUUUAAAUGAUGUUGACAGCAGCGCCCUGAAACUGUGCCGAAGGAAAAAAAUAGUUUUCUGCUGGUGUUCGCUUUGUGGUGACCAUAUCGAGCACAAUCCUCAAUAAAAGUAUUCACAAUACUCUGUAUCAAAGACUAAUGAAACGCCAUCUGUCUGUCUUUUAUGGUCGUCUUUCGUUUAUGCAUUUCCUGCUGGGAAUGUUUUUAAAAUGUGUAAACUCCAGUGCACGCCUGUCAAUUCAUGCUGGUCUGAUUUAAUCAUGUUAAAGCUGUCUUUUGACUUCAUACCUUCAAACGAAAAUAGCGGAUAUUCAGCUUCAGAUUGUUGUUUAAAAUCCAUCCACAAGCCAUGAUUCAUCAAAAAUGUCUGCACGUGUUCUUUAGUUGUGUACAUGAUACAUGGCAAGCAGGUUAUCGACAUACCUCCACUACAAGGUCAUGAGCAUGAAGUAUAAUACUCUAAUUAAUUUGAAUUAAUGAUGAAUUUGUAUUGAAAAAUAAUGGAAGAGGUGCCACUAGUUGGCAAGAGAAUUGGGUAUCAUCUGUACAUUUAAUCCAUACUAAGCUUUAUGUGGUUUUAAUUGUAAAGUAUUACUGCUCUUUACCUGCUUUCUUUUAUCAGUUUGUAAUCAAAAACAUUUGAUUAGGCAAUUCACAGUAAUGCAGUACAACAAAUCAUCAUUGUAAAAUAUUUUGUUCCCGUGAUUAUAUGGAAGAUAAGCUGAAAAGAGUACAGCUCUUUGCUCAGGCAGCAGAGGUUUUAUUGGUUAUUCAACUCUUGGUUGUAACAGGGAAACAGUAAAUGCACUGAAUAUUUAUCUCAGUAGGUUUGCCUACAAUGCAAUUGACAACGUGUUACAUGUAUAAUGGUUAGGCUAUUAGAAUAGAUGUCCAAUAUAUUGCCAUUUUUGAAAAUUGUUUUAUUUGAUCUGGACAAAUCUUCCAAUUUAAGUAUUAACUUUAUGCUGUGCUGUGAGAAAGUCACAAAAAAGGACACACAUUUUAAAAUAAAACCCAUAUCUGAGGAAAAAUGGAAGACACUCAUGCAACCUAACAAUGCAAAAUCACAUAGCUACAAUAAGUUUCAUGUUUUUUCAUGUCUUGGUGUUUUUAGUGACACUCAGGUCUGGAAAUGAAACGUUUUGGGAUUUUAUUUGUUUUCAGUUAAAACGUUAUAUGUGAACACUGUUCUUUUUGAUAUAAUGUGGUUGCUUUAUUCUCAAUUAAAGUCAAUAAAUAUUUUAAGAAAA